Molecule: messenger RNA, 1248 nt
Organism: Trichoderma citrinoviride
Lineage: Eukaryota; Fungi; Ascomycota; Sordariomycetes; Hypocreales; Hypocreaceae
Exons: 1
Molecular function (GO): 1-alkyl-2-acetylglycerophosphocholine esterase activity
Source: RefSeq, a predicted model, not a curated record
AUGGCCUACGUUCUGCUGUGCCUCGUCCGCGGCGUCCCGCUGUUCGCGCACCCGCUGCCGGCGUACACGGGCCGCUACGACGUCGGCGCCGUGGACAUUGAGGUCCCGCUCGACAAGCCGCGGCUCGUCACCGAGGCCGUCUUCAAGGACAGCGGCGAGCCGGCCUUUGAGCACAAGACGACGCUCUUCACCGUGUACUACCCCGUCGACAAGGGCGCCCGCGAGCACAAGCGCAGGCACGACUGGAUCGCGCGGCCCAUCAGCCUGACGGCCGAGGGCUACGCCAAGUUUGCCGGCGUCAACAACUUCAUCGUGCGGCCCAUCUUCACGUUUGCCCUGUGGCUCAUCGCGGGCGGCAUCACCAUCCCCGCCAAGGUCGACGUCCCUUUACUAGACGCCCCCGAGCAGCCGCCCUUCCCCGUCAUGGUCUUCUCCCACGGCGACGCCAGCUCCAGGACCGACUACACCAACUUCGUCGGCGAAAUGGCCAGCAGGGGCUACGUCGUGGCUGCCGUGGAGCACCGCGACGGCAGCGGACCGGGAUCCCUGAUGCGCAUCAAAGGCGAGCCCGACAGGCGGAUCCUGCACUUCGAGGACGGAGAGCUCGAGUCCGUCCCGCCCAUGGACAGGGCCAAGUUCAAGUACGACCAGCUCGCCUUCCGCGACGCCGAGAUCCUGCACACCGUCGCCGUCCUGCGCGCCAUCAACGAGGGGCAGGGCGAGGACGUGUACCGCCUCAACUCGCGCCACGAGGGCGCCCACCUGCGCGACUGGGCGGGCCGCCUCGACCUCGGCAACCUCACCAUCGGCGGCCACUCGUUCGGCGCGACGGGCGCCCUGCAGGCCCUCAAGCACGCGCCCUCGGACGUCAACCCGGCCGUCGGCGGCAUCAUCUUCGACCCGGGCAAGCAGAGCGGGCCGCUCAACGCCGUCAUCGACGUGCCCCUCCUCAUCGUCCACUCAAAUACCUGGUCCAAGCACGAGAGCGCCUUCUACGGCCGCCCGCACUUCGACACCGUCAAGGAGCUCGCCCUCGGCGUCCUCCGCCGCAUCCCCAGCCACGCCUCCUGGUUCCUCACCAGCAUCGGCACGUCCCACCCCAGCGUCUCCGACGCGCCCCUCCUCGAGCCCUUGCUGCUCAGCUGGACGACGGGGUCCUCGCUCAACACCAAGGAGGCCAUGAAGGAGUACGUUCGCGUGGCGGAUGAUUUCUGGCACUUUUUGCGCACCAGCCGCGACACCAAUACU